This is a messenger RNA of Lactuca saligna, 288 nucleotides long. The record is from the annotation of a GenBank genome assembly. Lineage: Eukaryota; Viridiplantae; Streptophyta; Magnoliopsida; Asterales; Asteraceae.
AUGGAAGAAACUAAGAGUGGAGAUAUAGUGAAAGUAGAAAAGGACGAAUUCUUCCCUGCAGAUCUUCUAUUGCUUUCAUCCAGCUACGAUGAUGCAAUUCGCUAUGUUGAAACAAUGAAUCUUGAUGGCGAAACACAGAUUCCAAGCUUCGAUUCACAAAUUACAUCUAUGGCACCCCUGCAACUCCACCGGCCGUCGGACACAAACAAGCCAUCGAUUGCAACUUUUUUGCUUUCAUUUCACCUCCGUCGAGUCAACCAGGCACCGAAAGGCUUCCCACUUUUCUGA